Molecule: messenger RNA, 3345 nt
Organism: Microtus oregoni (creeping vole)
Lineage: Eukaryota; Metazoa; Chordata; Mammalia; Rodentia; Cricetidae
Gene: Itpkc
Product: inositol-trisphosphate 3-kinase C
Exons: 7
Coding region: 180-2219 (679 amino acids)
Biological process (GO): inositol phosphate biosynthetic process
Cellular component (GO): cytoplasm; nucleus
Molecular function (GO): inositol tetrakisphosphate kinase activity; inositol-1,4,5-trisphosphate 3-kinase activity
Source: RefSeq, a predicted model, not a curated record
GGCGUUGUUUUGGGCUUUCCCUGGGAGGUGGAGUAUCGGUUAACCCCUUGGUAUCCGGGCGGCCUGGAGCCUUUGCGGGCCCGGAAUCCACGAGUUGGGGCUCCCCAGCCACACCCCUCGUAGGAUUUAAAGGGGAAGGUGGGGUCGGACGGGCCGAGGCCCGAGCCGAGGGAGCGGGCAUGAGACGCUGCCCGUGCCGGGGGAGCCUGAGCGAGGCGGAGGCCGACGCAUUGCCCGCCGGGGCCCGCAUGGGGUUGGAGGCGCUGAGGGGCGGGCGGCGGCGACAACCGGGACUGCAGCGACCUGGGCCCGGAGCGGGUGGCCCGACGGGACGGCCAGUGGGGGGCGGGCCUCAGGCCUGGACUGAGGGGUCCAGCCUGCACUCUGAGGCGGAGAGGACCGACUUCAGGCCUGUGCGGUGUCGGGACAGUCCGCAGGCAGAAUCCUGUGGAGACCGACACGCGGUGUGCGAAGCAGCUGGCCUAGGAGCAGAGUCGGAGAAACCCAUCCAACAUAAGGAGCUAGACGGGUCCAGCCUCCAGACGCAUCCAGAAAGGAACAGCCCCUGGGCAGAGAUGGAGAUGGCCGGUUCCUGUACAGAUGGCUUUCGAACUGAUCCUCAUAGAUCCGAUCUCCAGUCUCAACCAAAGAGAGGCAGCCUCUGUACCCAACCAGGGUUUGAUGAGUCCUGGACCGGACUGGAAAGACUCGAGCGGUGGCAGACUCUGCCAGAGAGGGACAAGCCCUGGGUUGAUCACCUCCGGACGCAUCAUAGCACGUCCAAACUCCAAACUCACCCAGACGGAGUCUGCCCCUCAUCUGAACCAAGGUCUGAUGGCCCCUGCAGAGAAUCAUCCUCAGAUGGUUCCAGUACACCACAUGACCCCGACGGCUCCUGGACAGAGUCCCAAACUCAUGGCUCCUUUAUACGACAGAGUACUCAGACAGCCUGGAAACAACCUGGAAGGGAUGAUUUUUCAACACAAGAAACUGAUGGGGCCUGGGUUCAAUCUGGCAUUGAUGGUCCCUGGACUGACAGCGUUUUGGGGGAGUCCAAUGGAGGUGAUCUAUUAGAGGAACCAGAGCCGGGGGAGUUGGUGGCUAACUUGUGCUCCCACCUGGAAUGCAGCUCCCCAUGUCCUGUGCCCCGCCUUAUCGUCACCCCUGAGACUCCUGAGCCUGAGGCCCAACCCGUGGGACCCCCAUCCCGGAUUGAAGGGGGCACUGGCGGCUUCUCCUCUGCCUCCUCUUUUGAUGAAUCUGAGGAUGACUUGGUGGCUGGGGGCGGAGGUACCAGUGAUUCGGAGGACAGAUCUGGAAGCAAACCCUGGAAGAAGCUGAAGACGGUUCUGAAAUACUCGCCCUUCAUGGUCUCCUUCCAUAAGCACCACUACCCUUGGGUCCAGCUUUCCGGACAUGCUGGGAACUUCCAGGCCGGUGAGGAUGGUCGGAUUCUGAAACGUUUCUGUCAGUGUGAGCAGCGCAGCCUGGAACAGCUGAUGGGAGACCCCCUGCGGCCUUUUGUGCCUGCUUAUUAUGGCUUGGUGCAUCGGGAGGGGCAGGCCUUCAAUCAGAUGGAAGAUCUUCUGGCAGACUUUGAGGGCCCCUCUAUCAUGGACUGCAAGAUGGGCAGCAGGACCUACCUGGAAGAGGAGCUGGUGAAGGCACGAGAGCGGCCCAGGCCCCGGAAAGAUAUGUAUGAGAAGAUGAUGGCAGUGGACCCUGCGGCCCCCACUCCUGAGGAGCAUGCUCAGGGUGCAGUCACCAAGCCCCGAUAUAUGCAGUGGAGGGAGACCCUGAGCUCAACUUCCACCCUCGGCUUCCGGAUAGAAGGCAUCAAGAAGGCUGAUGGGACCUGCAACAGCAACUUCAAGAAGACACAAGCACUGGAGCAGGUGACGAAGGUGCUGGAAGACUUUGUAGACGGAGACCUUGGACUCCUGAGAAAGUACGUGGCGCGACUGGAGGACCUCCGCAAGGCUCUGGAGAACUCUCCCUUCUUCAAGACCCACGAGGUGGUGGGCAGCUCCCUUCUCUUUGUGCACGACCACACCGGCCUGGCCAAGGUCUGGAUGAUUGACUUCGGCAAGACAGUGACCCUGCCUGACCACCAAACGCUCAGUCACAGGCUGCCCUGGGCCGAGGGCAACCGUGAAGAUGGCUACCUCUGGGGUUUGGACAAUUUGAUCCACCUCCUUCAGGGGCUGGCCCAGAGCUGAUGUCAUCUGCUGCUGCUAGGCUCACUUGCAAGAUAGCAUGUGUCUGGCUGGAGGAGCUCUAAGAUGUUGUCGGGCUUGAGGCUGCUGAUGAAGAUGAGGUAUUUCAAGGUGUCACCAGAUCAGCGUGGUCUCAGGAGCUUUGGGGGACCUGGAAACACUGGACUCCCUUACAAGUGGGGAACAAGACAGGUAGAGGCAUAGAAAGAAUUAGCAGAACAUGAAUGGCGUUUCCUGAUCAGCUAGGAAGCUUCCGGGGGAGUACCAGGGGCCACGGCUAGAACCGCGAACCCUCCCUGAGCUGGCUUUCUGAGCGCAGAGCCUCAACAAGUUAGCUUCUGUUCCCCAGAGGAUCGGGCAUAUUUGUGAAGACCUGCAGGAGCUACUUCCACCUAGGGCAGUGACAGCCUCACCUGGAGGUCAUUCAAGUGCUGAGAGGAGGGUGUGACGUGGGACACCUGCUGAUGCUGCCCUAGGCCUGAUGCUACAGUGUGGGAACACAGCUCAUCCUCCUCCGUGCUGAGGCUUGGAAGGAUCCCUUGUUCCUCUGUGAACUCUUCAGGCUGCUGCAGAGCCAGACCACAGCCAUGUCCGCCUGUGCCAGCACUGUAACCAUCUUCCUUUCUUGGUGCACUAGCUCUAGCCUCAGGGCCUCUUCCUUCUGCCCUAGACCCCGGGGCUCUCCAGUGAGGCAGGGGAGGAGGUUUCUCCUUGGGAACUAGAGUUGCCUUGCUUCACCGUGUAAGUGUCCCUACCCACACACAGAAUGAACUGCCAGGUUGCCCAGAAGCACAAGUGAGUGGGGCUUCAGGCCCUUGCCAUGGGCUACCUGGUUCUAACCAAAGACUGGAGUACUCUGGAACAGGGCAGAAGCCACUCUAUCUCUAUGCUGCAGCACCUCUCCAGAACCUUGGCUUCCUGGCCCACACGGAUGGGCUUGGUGAGGACAGGAACCUACCUCUUCCCUAAGGCCUAACAUCUUCCAGGCCAACAUGUCUUCCUUUUCUACUGACUUUAUAUAUAUUUAUAAACGAGAUAGUUAGCUGGGGUGGUGUCAGUGAAUCCAGGCAAAAUGACUUUAUUGGGCCUCCCGCCCACAAUGGCACCCCAAUAAACAGGACAAAGUCAA